UGUCUGGUUACCAUCUUCACCGUCCAACACUGGGAACGGAUGAAGCUCGCGACUUUCCUUCCUCUGCUGGCCGCAUUUCCACUGCAGGUUCUUGCAUCAUGGGGGGACAGAUCCAAAGAUUUUCAAUACUGCCUUCAGCGUUGUGAAACGGCGGAAUGCGCCCAAGAACCGGCGUCUCUUUCGCUUAGUCUCCGUCUGAUGCGCUGGACGUGCUCAGACAACUGCAAAUAUCGCUGUAUGCACGAAAUCACAGCGCGAGAUAUUGCGCUAGGAACAAAAGUAAAACAAUAUUACGGAAAGUGGCCGUUCUGGCGACUUGGGGGCGUGCAGGAGCCGGCAUCGGUAGCGUUCUCGUUGCUCAAUUUUUGGGCGCACGUAAAAGGGGCCUCUAGGCUGCGCAGGGAGAUAUCUGGUGAACAUCCUAUGCGGAUAUAUUAUCUGUUGUGGGCAUUUGCCAGCAUGAACACGUGGGUUUGGUCGUCGGUAUUCCAUACUCGAGACACACCGUUAACAGAAAAAUUGGAUUAUUUUUCUGCUGCACUCACGAUAUUGUUUGCCCUCUAUUUCUGUGUAAUCCGCUUGUUCCACCUGUAUACCAAACCACGAUACCGUCUCAUCUUGUCCAACGAUCUUCCUACAAGCUGGACUUGGAUACUGUGGACAUCAAUAUGUAUCGUUGCCUUUGUGUGCCAUGUCACGUACCUCAUGCUCCUCCCCCGAUUCGACUACGUUUACAACAUCAUCUUCAAUUCGGUCGUGGGGAUGUCACACAACCUUCUCUGGCUCGUAUAUUCCCUGCCUGUUUCGAUAUCCUUGAUACGGAGAUUUCCCUCGCGUCCAAAGACAUAUAGACCUCCAUUUGUUAGUCAUGCCGCAAUACUGGUGUUAUUCACCACGGCCGCGACUGGUCUCGAACUUUUCGAUUUUCCUCCUUGGGGCCGAAUUAUCGAUGCGCAUUCAUUAUGGCACUUAUCUACAGCGCUUAUAGCUCCCUUCUGGUAUCAGUUUCUGGUCGACGACUCACGAGAUGAGAGUUGGCGGGAACAUAGAGCCUAAUUACGGUUUUCGUGUGGGAGUUUUUACUCGCCUCUUGUGGCUCCUGACUAAUGAUCGCAAGUUACAGUAUCUUUCGUGAUGUAUAACCGGGUAAACCUACUGUAUCACCUU
Molecule: messenger RNA, 1167 nt
Organism: Desarmillaria tabescens
Lineage: Eukaryota; Fungi; Basidiomycota; Agaricomycetes; Agaricales; Physalacriaceae
Product: Per1-like protein
Exons: 2
Coding region: 40-1056 (338 amino acids)
Biological process (GO): GPI anchor biosynthetic process
Cellular component (GO): endoplasmic reticulum membrane
Molecular function (GO): hydrolase activity, acting on ester bonds
Source: RefSeq, a predicted model, not a curated record